Messenger RNA from Erythranthe guttata (spotted monkey flower), 1537 nucleotides. Its product is annotated as transcription factor MYB78. Gene Ontology annotation, cellular component: nucleus. Gene Ontology annotation, molecular function: DNA-binding transcription factor activity; sequence-specific DNA binding. Gene Ontology annotation, biological process: regulation of DNA-templated transcription. NCBI's taxonomy places the organism in Eukaryota, Viridiplantae, Streptophyta, Magnoliopsida, Lamiales, Phrymaceae. The record is from RefSeq and is a predicted model, not a curated record.
GAAAUAAAAGAAAAACAAAAAAGAAGAAGAAGAAAGAUACCUCUGAUCAUCUCAAUCAAUCAUCCAACCAAUUUCUUGUGUGUGUCAGUCAUUCAAUCAAUCAAUUUCCAUAUAUACAUAUAAUUAUAUCUAGGGUUAAUCUGUAUUGAAAGAAGAAGGAAGAAGAAGAAGAAAAGGAAUUCGAGACGACGAUGGAGCACCAGCAGCACCACCAGGGCGCCACCGCAAGCAUGAGCAUGAGCAUGAAUUCGAAUAGUGAAGAAGAAAUGAUGAUGGAGGAGGUGAGAAGAGGGCCGUGGACGGUAGAAGAAGACUUGACACUGAUAAACUACAUAGCACAUCACGGAGAAGGGAGGUGGAACUCUCUUGCUAGAUGCGCCGGUCUGAAGAGAACCGGAAAGAGCUGCAGGUUGAGGUGGCUCAACUAUCUCCGACCAGACGUCCGACGUGGCAACAUCACCCUUGAAGAACAGCUUCUCAUUCUAGAACUCCAUUCCAGAUGGGGCAACAGGUGGUCGAAAAUAGCACAGCAUCUGCCAGGGAGAACGGACAACGAGAUAAAGAACUACUGGAGAACAAGAGUACAGAAACAUGCUAAGCAGCUCAAAUGUGACGUCAACAGCAAGCAAUUUAAGGACACCAUGCGCUACCUUUGGAUGCCUCGUUUGGUCGAGAGAAUCCAAUCCCAAGCCCAAGCCAAUAACACCUCGCUGCCUUCCUCCUCCUCCUCCACCACCACCACCGAUCAAAACAUUCCUCAUCAUCAACAACCAAACAUCUCCGCCGCUACUGUUCACACUAAUUACACUCCCGAAAAUUCGUCCGACUCCUUUGGAACGCCGGCGUCUGACCUCACCGCUGAUCACUGUUAUAACAAUUAUCCAAUAAACCACCACCAGCACCAGCAGCAGGGACAUAAUAUUAAUCAAGAAUAUUAUCCAGUAGCGAAUAAUAUUGAUGCUGAUAAUCAUCAGCUCUACUCUGAUAAUAAUGAUCAAUAUCAUCAUCAAUAUCAGUCGUCGUCGUCCUUAAUAAUCAGCCCGACGACGGCCGGUUACUUUAACCAACAAUUAGGUGGUGGGUUGGAUUUAAGUACGGAGCAGAAUAGCAGCAGCCAAUUAUGGAUGGACGGUGGAGCUGUCGACGCAUUAUCUGACGAUUUGUGGAAUAAUGUUGAUGACAUCUGGUUCUUACAUGAACAACAACAAUUCAACUUCACCACCAAUAACCACUUCAUUUAAAACAUGCAACUUUCUAUUUUAUUUUUAUUCAUAACUAGCUACAAAAUAAAUAUACAUAUAUUUAUCCUUUAAUUUUAUUUUCUUUGUUUUUUGUUGGUUUGUUUAAAAUAGGUAGUUAUAUCCGUAGAAUUUGUGAAGAAAGGGACAUACAGAUACAGGGGGUUAAUUUUAACUUUUUCAUCUUUGUAUUCCUUCUUUUUGGAUUUUUAUUCAUAUUCCAAUUAGUUCGUGAUCAGGGGGUUAAAGUUAAUAUUAAUGUAACUUGAUCAGGGUUUUCACUUUUCAAUAUCAUCAUA